Molecule: messenger RNA, 2772 nt
Organism: Myotis lucifugus (little brown bat)
Lineage: Eukaryota; Metazoa; Chordata; Mammalia; Chiroptera; Vespertilionidae
Gene: CLCA4
Product: chloride channel accessory 4
Exons: 14
Coding region: 1-2772 (923 amino acids)
Biological process (GO): chloride transport
Molecular function (GO): intracellularly calcium-gated chloride channel activity
Source: RefSeq, a predicted model, not a curated record
AUGGUGUUAUUCAGAAGCUUUGUCUGCCUCUUAGUCCUAUACCUGCUGCAGGGGUCUGAUACUUCCCUUGUUCGGCUGAAUAACAAUGGCUAUGAAGGCAUCAUCAUUGCUAUAAACCCUGGUGUGCCAGAAAAUGAAGCACUAAUUGAAAAAAUAAAGGACAUGGUGACUGCAGCUUCUACUUACCUAUUUGAAGCCACAGAAAGAAGAUUUUUUUUCAAAAAUGUAUCAAUAUUAAUUCCUGAUACUUGGAAGGAAAACCCUCAAUACAGAAGACCAAAACAUGAAAGCUACACACAUGCUGAUGUUUUAGUUGCACCACCUACCCUACCUGAUAGAGAUGAACCAUACACCAAGCAUUUUAAACUCUGUGAAGAAAAAGGAGAAUACAUUCAUUUCACCCCUGACUUUGUACUUGGGAAAAAACAAAAAGAAUAUGGACCAGCAGACAGACUACUUGUCCAUGAAUGGGCCCAUCUCCGCUGGGGAGUUUUUGAUGAGUACAAUGACGAUGAACCUUUCUACAGUGCUUCGUCUAAAAGAAUUGAAGCAACAAGGUGUUCCACAGGUAUUACUGGUGUGAACAGAGUUUAUAAAUGUCAAGGAAAUAGCUGUGUAUUUAAUAAAUGCAAAAUUGAUCCUAAGACAAAACUAUAUGAAAAAAAUUGUCAAUUUUUCCCUGACAAAGAUCAAACUGAAAAGACAUCCAUAAUGUUUAUGCAAGGUAUUACUUCUGUUGUUAAAUUCUGUAAUAAACAAAACCAUAAUGAAGAAGCUCCAAGCCUACAAAACAAGAAGUGCGAAUUCAGAAGCACAUGGGAGGUGAUUAGCAAUUCUGAGGAUUUUAAAAACACCACACCUAUGGUGGAAUCACCCCCUUCACCUGUCUUCUCAUUGCUGAGGAUCAGAGAUAGAAUUGUGUGCUUGGUUCUUGAUAAAUCUGGAAGCAUGGCGGGUUAUAACCGCCUAAAUCGAAUGAAUCAAGCAGCAAAAUAUUUCCUGCUACAAGCUGUUGAAAAUGGAACCUGGGUGGGGAUGGUGCAUUUCGAUAGUACUGCCAACAUCAAAAGUAAGCUAAUCCAAAUAAUAAGCACCAACGAAAGAAAUAUGCUCGUGAACAGCUUGCCUAUAGCACCUAGUGGGGGAACUUCCAUCUGCGCUGGAAUUAAAGCAGCAUUUCAGACAAUAAGAGAAAUAUACUCCCAACUAGAUGGAUCUGAAGUAGUGCUGCUGACUGAUGGGGAGGAUAACUCUGCAAAAAGUUGCCUUUAUGAAGUAAAAGAAAGCGGGGCCAUUAUUCACUUCAUUGCUUUGGGACCAUCUGCUGAUCACGCAGUCAUAGAGAUGAGCGAUGUAACAGGAGGAAAGCAUUUGUUUGUCUCAGAUGAAGUCCAGAACAAUGGCCUCAUUGAUGCUUUCGGGACCCUUGCAUCAGGAAAUGCUGAUAUUUCCCAGAAGUCUAUUGAGAUUGAAAGUAAGGGAUUAACACUCAAUAAUAAUCACUGGAUGAAUGGAACUGUAAUAAUUGAUAGCACUGUGGGGAAGGACACAUUCUUUCUCAUCACAUGGGUAACACAGCAGCCCAUUAUUUCUCUCUUGGAUCCUAAUGGAACACCAAUGAACAUUUCCACAGUGGAUGCUGCUUCCAAAAUGGCCUAUUUCAGUAUUCCAGGAACUGCAAAGGUGGGUGUUUGGACUUACAGUCUUCAAGCCAAAGCAAACUCAGAAACAUUAACUAUAACAGUUAAUUCUCGAGCAGCAAAUUCUUCUGUGGCCCCAAUCACAGUGAAUGCUAAAAUGAAUAAAGACACAAACAGCUUCCCCAGCCCAAUGAUUGUUUACGCAGAAAUUCUACAAGGGCAUAUACCCAUUCUUGGAGCCAAUGUGACUGCAUUCAUUGAAUCAAGUAGUGGAAAAACAGAAGUUUUGGAACUUUUUGAUAAUGGUGCAGGUGCUGACACUUUCAAGGAUGAUGGGGUCUACUCCAGAUAUUUUACAGCUUAUUCAGAAAACGGCAGAUAUAGUUUAAAAGUACGAGCUCAUGCAGGAACAAACACUGCCGCACGAAAUUUAAGGCAUCCACCAAACAGAGCUGCAUACAUACCAGGCUGGGUAGUGGAUGAGAAAAUUGAAGGGAAUCCACCAAGACCUGAAAUUAAUAAGGAUACUCAGACAAAUUUGGAGAGUUUUACCCGAACAGCAAUUGGAAGUGCAUUUGUGGUUUCAAAUAUUUCAACAUUUCCCUUGCCUGACCUGUACCCACCAAGUCAAAUCACAGACCUUGAGGCCACACCUGAUGGGGAUAUGAUCAAUCUAACAUGGACAGCACCAGGAGACAAUUUUGAUGUUGGGAAAGUUAAACAGUAUAUCAUAAGAAUAAGUGGAAGUAUCCUGGAUCUAAGAGACAAGUUUGAUGAUGCUCUACAAGUAAACACAACUGAUCUGCUACCAAAUGAGGCCAACUCCAAGGAAACCUUUACAUUUAAACCAGGAAAUAUCUCAGAAAAAAAUGCAACCCACAUAUUCAUUGCCAUUCAAAGUGUGGAUAAUAGCAGUUUGACAUCAAAAGUAUCCAACAUUGCACAAGUAGCUUUGUUUAUUCCUCAAGGAGAUACUGAUGAAAUACAUCCAAAUCCUAAUCCUGGAAUUAGCAUUUCUUCUUUGGUGCUGUUAGUGGUUGGAUGCGUGGUCCUUGUUACUAUUAUUUUAAGUGUCACUAUUUAUAUCUUAAAAAAGAAAAAAAAUCCAAACAGACCUAGUACAGCGUUUUAA